AUGCCGACGCCCGAAUCCGCCUCCUUCAAAGCAGCCAAACCCACGGUCCCACCUACCUUCGACGGGGUAGACUACGAUGACAAUAAAGCGCUCAAAGCUGCGCAGGAUUCGAUUAUCCGCGAGCAGUGGGUACAGAGCAUGAUGGCGCGGCUGAUCCGCGAGGAGAUGGGAAAGUGCUACAACAGGGAGGGCGUGAACCAUUUGGAGAAGUGCGGACAUCUGCGAGGUGAGAUACAGCGCACUGUUUGACAUGUGAUGGUUCUGGACGCUGAUCGGAGGGACAGAGCGGUAUUUGCAGCAAUUGAAGCAUGCGAAGGUUAAGGGAUACUUGUUUCAGCAGCAGAAUUACAUACCCAAGGAAUAG
Messenger RNA from Lecanosticta acicola, 364 nucleotides. NCBI's taxonomy places the organism in Eukaryota, Fungi, Ascomycota, Dothideomycetes, Mycosphaerellales, Mycosphaerellaceae. The record is from the annotation of a GenBank genome assembly.